Molecule: messenger RNA, 948 nt
Organism: Caenorhabditis elegans
Lineage: Eukaryota; Metazoa; Nematoda; Chromadorea; Rhabditida; Rhabditidae
Gene: col-75
Product: Putative cuticle collagen 75
Exons: 4
Coding region: 1-858 (285 amino acids)
Molecular function (GO): structural constituent of cuticle
Source: RefSeq, marked reviewed
AUGAGAGCUUCCCCACUUCUUUCUUUGUCCAUAUUCAUUACAUUUGUUUCAAUAUUUUCCCUGUUAACCUAUCUUCCAUCAUUUUUCGCUCAAAUUUCAAGAAUUGAACGUCAAUUGGAAGAAGAAUUAGAUGAGUUUCUGAAUAUUGAGCAUGAAUUCAGGAAAGAAUUUGAUAUUUAUCCGAAAAACUAUGAAAGAAGGCAGAAGAAACAUGUAUAUAGUUAUUGUGAAUGUGAAUACAUAAAUACAUGCCCGCCUGGACGGAUUGGAAUUACAGGACCUGAUGGACAACCAGGCAAAGAUGGCCUUCCUGGAAUGCCUGGAUCUCCCGGAAUACCCGGAGAACUUCCAAAUAUUUUAUAUCAGCAAGUUUUUGGAUGCCGAAUCUGUCCUUAUGGACCAAAAGGAAAAUCUGGAUAUAAGGGAAUCGAUGGUCCUCCGGGUAUUCCCGGUUGGCCUGGAGAACCUGGUGUUCGCGGAAUGAAUGGAGAACGAGGAUCAACAGGUCUGGAUGGAGCACCUGGUGAACCAGGGUCACCUGGUCUCCCAGGAUUUGCGGGAUUACCUGGUAGCAUUGGCAUAACUGGAAUCAAAGGAGUCAUGGGUGAAGUUGGAGAGCCGGGAGCCCCUGGAAUUCCUGGAGAAGAGGGACUUUCUGGACCCACUGGUCAACCUGGAUCGCCUGGGUCGAUUGGGGCGAUGGGGUAUGAGGGUGCCUAUGGAGAUCGUGGAGAACCUGGCCCACCGGGACCAAUUGGAAGACGCGGAGGACCUGGUCUUGACUCUCAUUACUGUCCCUGUCCAUCUCGGAAAAUGUUCUUAUCAAUUUUAAGAGAAAAAACCAAGAAACAAUUGUAAAACAAACAGAUCAUACAUGUAUUUUUUAAAUUGAAAUUUUCCAUAUUUACAAUUGUUUUUUUUUAAAUUAUAAAUUAAAUAACGAAAACA